Molecule: messenger RNA, 2748 nt
Organism: Closterium sp. Yama58-4
Lineage: Eukaryota; Viridiplantae; Streptophyta; Zygnematophyceae; Desmidiales; Closteriaceae
Source: the annotation of a GenBank genome assembly
AUGUUUCUACUUCUUCAAUCCCCUUUCCUUCCACUUUCCCCCUCCCGCCCCUUUCCCCCUCCUCCUCCCCCAUCACCCCCUCCCUCCAGUUCUUAUCAGGCACGCGUGACAUUGCUGCUUCUCUUUUGGAUUGCAAAUCAAAUCCCUCUCCCCCUUUUCCCCCUUUUCCCCCUUUUCCCCCUUUUCCCCCUUUUCUUUUCACCCUUUUCCCCCUUUUCCCCCUUUUCCCCCUCUUCCCCUCUUCCCCUCCUUCCCCCUCCCUCCCUCCAGUUCUUCUCAGGAACACACGCCAUCGCUGCUGCUCUCUAUGCCGUUCUGCGACCUGGGGAUGAGCUGCUGUCAGUGGCAGGGGCGCCGUAUGAUACGAUGGAGGAGGUGAUUGGGCUCCGAGGCACACCGGGGCAUGGGUCGUUGAGGGAGUUUGGCGUGUCAUACCGACAGAUAGAGUUGACAGCAGAGGGCGGGCUGGACUGGGAGGCUCUCAGCACGCCAGGGGCAGUGGGAGCGAACACGCGCUGUAUGUUGGUGCAGCGCUCGUGUGGGUACUCGCUAAGAGAAACACUUACAGUGGAGCAGAUCGGUCGCAUUGUGGAAAUAGUGAAGGCCCAGAACCCAUCGUGUGUUGUUGUGGUGGACAACUGUUACGGGGAAUUUGUGGAAGAGAGGGAGCCAACACAUGUGGGCGCAGACCUUAUAGCGGGGAGUCUUAUAAAGAACCCAGGAGGCACGAUUGCCCCCAGUGGGGGGUACGUGGCGGGGAGGGCGGAUCUGGUGGAGGCUGCUGCUGCCAGGCUGGCUGCUCCCGGCAUCAGCUCGGGCGCAGGAGCAACAAGCGGGGAGGUGAUGCGGCUGAUGUUCCAAGGGCUGUUUCUGGGACCACAAAUGACAGGCGAAGCGAUUAAGGGCAGUCUGCUGGUGGCAGAGGUGAUGGCGAAUGAAGGCUUUGCCGUUCAUCCGCAGCCGCGGGCACGGCGGAAAGACAUCAUCCAGGCUGUCAUUCUCUCCUCGCCAGCUCGCCUCCUUGCUUUCUGCCAAGCCGUGCAGCGGCGGUGCCCCGUUGGAGCUUACAUCAAGCCCACAGCCGGGGUGACUGCAGGGUAUGAGUCGGAGGUGGUGUUUGCAGACGGCACCUUCAUUGAUGGCAGCACCAUCGAGCUCUCCUGUGAUGGCCCCCUCCGCCCUCCUUUUGCUGUCUUCUGCCAGGUCUGUGAAUUGGUGCAGCUGUUAGCGGUCAUGACAAAGGCGUCGGAGGUGAAACCGCCGUGUGCGACCGUAGCUGCCACAGCCGGCGUCAGCGGAAGCAUCUUCGUAGUCAUGUGGGGCGUCUACAGUGGUGUCACUGAUCCCAGAGAAUUCUCUCCUCUCUUCCGUGUUGCUCAUGUGACUGGCUCGGCACUUGGGGACGGUGUGAAAUUCGGUGCUCUCGCUGCUCUCUUCUCGGGAACCAGAUGUGCCUCUCAGCGCGUGAGGGGUCAAGAUGACUGGGUGAAUUCAAGUGUAGCUGGUGCGAUAUCAGGCACUGUAGUGGCCGUUGCAGUGGGCCAACGAGGAUGGACUCUCUUGCAAGCGGCUGCACUUGCAGCUAUAGUAGCAGGAGCAGCAGACCGGUACUUGAUAGGGCCAGUGGGCAAUCCUGAGGUGGUGGUUGUCCCACAACUACAAGGGCUUGAGAGAGACAAAGAAAAGAUGGCUCUCUCCCUCAAGCAGGCUCUGACCGUCAGCAGCUCCGAGUUCUGCGGCAAGGCUAUCCGCCAGGCCGCUGCUCCCCAGGCUGCCAAGAAUGUCUCCUUCACCGUCCGCGCCGGCGGAUACGAGGAGGAGCUCGUGAAGACCGCUAAACACAUUGCCUCCCCCGGCAAGGGUAUCCUCGCCAUGGACGAGUCCAAUGCCACCUGCGGUCUUCGUCUCGCCUCCAUCGGCCUUGAGAACACCGAGGCUAACCGCCAGGCGUACCGCACCCUGCUCGUCUCCACCCCCGGCCUCGGCGAGUACGUGUCCGGUGCUAUCCUCUUCGAGGAGACCCUGUACCAGAACACCACCGACGGCCAGAAGAUGGUCGAUGUCCUCUCCAACGGUGGCAUCGUUCCCGGCAUCAAGGUCGACAAGGGUCUUGUGCCCCUCGCCGGCUCCAACGACGAGUCCUGGUGCCAGGGUCUUGACGGUCUCGCCUCCAGGACCGCUGCCUACUACAAGCAGGGUGCUCGCUUCGCCAAGUGGAGGUCCGUCGUCUCCAUCCCCAACGGUCCCUCUGAGCUCGCCGUUCAGGAGUGCGCGUGGGGCCUGGCUCGCUACGCCGCCAUCUCCCAGGACAACGGCCUCGUCCCCAUCGUCGAGCCCGAGAUCCUCCUUGACGGCGCUCACGGCAUUGACAGGACCCUGGAGGUUGCCUCCAAGGUGUGGGCCAAGACCUUCUUCUACCUCGCUGAGAACAACGUCAUGUUCGAGGGUAUCCUCCUGAAGCCUUCCAUGGUCACCCCCGGCGCCGAGUCCCCGACCAAGGCCACCCUCAACUUGAACGCCAUGAACCAGUCCCCCAACCCGUGGCACGUGUCGUUCUCGUACGCCCGCGCUCUCCAGAACACGGUGCUGAAGACAUGGAAGGGCCAGCCCGAGAACAUUGAGGCUGCUCAGACCGCUCUGCUCAUCCGCGCCAAGGCCAACUCCCUGGCCCAGCUCGGCAAGUACUCCGCUGACGGUGAGGCUGAGGAGGCCAAGCAGGGCAUGUUCGUGGCUGGCUACUCCUACUAA